ACCAUACACGUGACUUGAAGUUGCCAGGUAGCUGCUGAAGUACGUGAAGUGGGACUUGCUCCCGAGAAAUUCGCCAUUUGCCGCCAUUCGUUUUGCCCCUCGGUUUUGUGGAGUUACAAUUUGAAACGUAAUCGAGCAACAUGCCGGUAAUGAAGAGCUUUCAGGUCACACUCGUGAUCUGAAAGGCGAUGGUCACAGACAGUACCGGUUCCGUGUGCCUCGCGAUCUACCGGCCUUUCUUGGUUGUCAGUAUCACAGCAGCGAUUAAAUUUCUGAGUCUGGUCCACAGAUACUCGGUGAAGUGUGGCGUGACCGAUCCGAGAGGCGGCAUGGGAGAGGCUAAAUCCCCUUGUCAUCCCAGAGCUGAGGGGAGCAUGGACGUGAACUUGGAAGAACAAGUUCCUCAUUCCAGGAGUCAUUAUCCCAAGGAGGCUGUGAAGAAAAGAGUGGGAAGCGUGAGCAGAGACUCCAGGGGAAGCACUUCAUCCCGGACCUCCAGGAAAAGCUUCAGACUGGAUUACCGACUGGAAGAGGACGUGACAAGAUCCAAGAAGGGCAAAGAUGGCAGGUUUAUCAAUCCAUGGCCAACGUGGAGCGCCCCUGCUUUCGGCAACGUGCUGAAGUUUGUUGUGAUGGAGAAAGACCACACAAACAUCCCAAGUUCCAAAGAGGAACUUGAUGAAGGAUUGCCAAUAAAAGAACCAUUCUUUGUCAAAAACCCAGAACUGGUGGGCGAAGUGGGCAAUGGAAUCCGAGUAACGUGGUUGGGACAUGCGUCGCUGAUGGUGGAAAUGGAAGGGCUCACUUUUCUGACAGAUCCCAUCUUCAGCCAACGAGCUUCACCGGUGCAGUUCUUUGGACCAAAGAGAUUCCGAAACCCGCCCUGUACGGUGGAUCAGUUGCCCAAAAUAGACGCUGUGGUUAUUAGUCACAACCAUUAUGAUCACUUGGAUUACAAUACCGUGCUUAGUCUCAAUGAGCGAUUUGGGAGUGACUUGAGGUGGUUUGUGCCGUUGGGUUUGUUAGGCUGGAUGCAGAACUGUGGCUGUGAGAACGUAAUUGAGUUAGACUGGUGGGAAGAGAACUGUGUCCCCGGGCACGAUGAGGUCACGUUUGUUUUUACCCCUGUGCAGCACUGGAGCAAGCGAACUGUAACGGAUGAUAACAAGGCACUGUGGGGCAGCUGGUGUAUCCUCGGACCUUGGAACAGGUUCUUUUUUGCUGGUGAUACGGGUUACUGUGUGGCCUUCGAACAAAUAGGGAAACGAUAUGGACCAUUUGAUCUUGCUGCAAUUCCUAUUGGAGCCUACGAGCCGAGGUGGUUUAUGAAAUACAACCAUGUCAACCCAGAAGAGGCUGUGAGGAUCCACGUGGAUGUUCAAGCAAAGAAGUCUGUAGGAAUACACUGGGGAACAUUUGCUUUAGCCAAUGAGUACUACUUAGAACCACGAAAAAAACUUGAAGAGGCUCGAGAAAGAUAUGGAUUGAAACCAGAAGAUUUCUUUGUUUUGAUGCAUGGAGAAUCAAAGCAUUUAAGUGAGAACAAAGGUUUUCAAUGAUAAAUAAAUUAUAAACAAAGUGUUGUCUCCUCACACAAAACAGUUCGUGUUUGAUACAACUUUCUGAUGCUUGCUGACUUUAAAUUUGGGUGGAACUUCCACUGAAUAAUUUUAGUUUAUUAAUUGUUAUAUUUCAAUUAUCCUUCUGAAUGUGCUCUUAAAAUAAACAUUGUGUACACUUUUCAAAAACAAAGCAAUUUCCAUAAUCUUGAUUGGACCUUCAGUAAAAACUCUGAACAACAGAAAAUUGUUUACUACACAAAUUAAAAGACAUACUGGGCUUGUUUUACGUAAGUUUAAACUGUUAAAGCAAUAUUUUAAAUUGGUGUUUAUUAAUUAAAGUGCAUAUAACAUUUAUUUUACCAAAUGAACAUCACUUGGUUGAUAAAAGCUUUAUGGGUUUUGCAGUAUAAAUUGUCUAAAGGGAACUUGUGAUUGUCUUCCAUUCCAGAUGCACUCCAUCUGAUAUUUGUACGUUUGCCAAAAUAAUUUUAAACUGCAGUUAAAUAAGUGCAUAUUUUGAGCAUGUGAAAUGCAUAAACAUAACUGUAACUAAAUACUAUACAUAAAUAUUUAUCCCAUUUCAACUUCUGUUAGAAUCUUGACUUUGAAAUGGAAGGUUGGCCUUAAGCCUUGUGCCUUGCUACUAUGGACACACUCGUGGUGCACUAAGAUGCAGAUUAUCACGGUUCCUUUCCUGCAUGAAUGAUCCAAUGGGUCUGAGUUUCAUGACUUUUUAUUAUGAAGCUAAAACUAUGCUACAGAACUAGGGUGAAAUACAGAAAUAAUGAUACAAUUUAGGUGUUUGUAACCUCUUACCCAGCUGUUUCAAAUAUGCUUUGCUUUAUUGGUGGCUCUGUCUCAUAUGCUAAUUAAUUCCUUUUGUGGGCUGUUUUACAAUAAUUGAUUCUCCACUCAAACUAUUUUGGAAUUCACAACAAACUGCAGAUACUGGAGACUAGAGCAAAAACCAACUUGAUGGAGGAACUUAGUGGGUCAGGAAGUAUCAGUGGAGGCAGAGGAAUAGUUGAUGCCUUAGGUCAAGAUCUAGGAUCUCGACACAAGAGUCAAUUAUCUCCCUGUCUGACUCACUGAAUUCUUCAUGGUGUUUGACUUUUUUUGCUAGGAGGUAUUUUAACUAUUUAUAGUCAAUUAAAUUUAGAGGUGGUCAGGUUACAUUAAAAGUGGUAAUACCUGCAACUUGGAUUUUUCUUUACCCAUUUAAAAAUAUUAACUAAUAGCUUCCUUUUAAAUAAAUCUACAGCCUUUCAUUGAUAAACAUUAGGUACCCAUGCACCUGUAACUGAGUAUCAACCUUGCAUCUGUGUAAUCAAAUACAAGAGAGAAAUGUGAACUUUUAAUAUAUGUGUAAAAAUGUGCUAAAAUGUAAGAUUUGGAUCAAAAUUAGAUUUCCCAAAUAAAUCAUUCACAUAAAGAUUAAA
Molecule: messenger RNA, 3001 nt
Organism: Hypanus sabinus (Atlantic stingray)
Lineage: Eukaryota; Metazoa; Chordata; Chondrichthyes; Myliobatiformes; Dasyatidae
Gene: napepld
Product: N-acyl phosphatidylethanolamine phospholipase D
Exons: 5
Coding region: 189-1559 (456 amino acids)
Biological process (GO): N-acylethanolamine metabolic process; N-acylphosphatidylethanolamine metabolic process
Cellular component (GO): membrane-bounded organelle; cytoplasm
Molecular function (GO): N-acylphosphatidylethanolamine-specific phospholipase D activity; zinc ion binding
Source: RefSeq, a predicted model, not a curated record